Molecule: messenger RNA, 357 nt
Organism: Cooperia oncophora
Lineage: Eukaryota; Metazoa; Nematoda; Chromadorea; Rhabditida; Trichostrongylidae
Source: the annotation of a GenBank genome assembly
AUGCUUCAGGAAGCUCUCGAGAAUGAGACCUAUAAAAAAAGAAGGCGCAACAUCCAAUUCACCACGAUCUGCCCGUCGUUCAUCCGGACCAGGAUGGCUACCGAAAUUCCGCUUGCUCCGUCAACGGAAUAUCUCUCACCUGAGGUGGUCGCUGAGGAAAUCGUCGAUGCUAUUCUCACCAAUAAGCGGAUAUUGUUGCUUCCUAAAAAGGCAUACUUGCUAUACGCUGUCAAAGGGUCCUCUACACCAAACAAGGUCUGUUGGGGAGGCCCCUACACCAAACAGUGGUCGAAAGACAAACAGCUGAUGCGAACCGUUGAGACGUCGUUGGCUUCGACGAGUUUCUGCCCAGUCUAG